AAAUAUUCCAUUAGCCGCAGGGGCCGAGAACUGGGAGGGGUCUGCGGAGUAGUAGCGGCUUGCUUUGCAUUCUCGCUCGCCGCGCUGUCUGGAAACGGAUUCUCGCCGAGAAGAGAGAAGACCACCGUCAUCGCGAGGAAAAAGCCCUGCUAAAUUGCGACAAUGCGUGACUACUCUGAAAACAAGGAAACAUGUGGGACCAUCUGUCUCAAAUAUCUCCUCUUCAUCUUCAACUUCUUUUUCUGGCUGGCAGGUGGAGCCGUGAUGGCAGUGGGCAUCUGGACCCUGGCUGAAAAGAGCGAUUACAUAAGCCUCCUGCAGUCCAAUACAUACAUGGCAACAGCCUACAUCCUGGUGGUGGCAGGCGUUGUGGUCAUGAUCACCGGCAUCUUGGGCUGCUGUGCUACAUUCAGGGAGCAGCGGAGCCUCCUGAGAGUGUAUUUUAUAUUGCUGCUGUGCAUCUUCCUGCUUGAGGUAAUUGCUGGAAUCCUGGCCUAUAUCUACUACCAGCAGCUGAAUACGGAGCUGAAGCAAAAUCUGAAGGAGACAAUGACCCAGAAGUACAUGAAGCCGGAAGAAGUGUCUGUGACUAGUGCGGUGGACAAACUGCAGCAGGAGUUUAAGUGCUGUGGCAGCCAUAACGCUUCAGACUGGAGUGACAGCGAAUGGAUCAAAUCUCCUGAUGCAUUAAACCGGAAGUUCCCUGACAGUUGCUGCAAGACAGUGACAGAUAAAUGUGGCCAAAGAGAUCAUCCUUCGAAUAUCUACAAAGAGGGUGGCUGCAUCACUAAACUGGAAAACUUCAUCCAGGAACACCUGAAAAUCAUUGGAGCAGUGGGGAUUGGCAUUGCUUUUGUACAGAUAUUUGGGAUGCUCUUCACUUGCUGUUUGUACAGGAAUUUGAAAUCUGAGCCUUACUAGGGAAGCUUGGAAGACCACCCCACCUGCUUGACUACACCAUGUUCCAUCCCAUCACCCUAUCCUUUUAGGCGGCAGCACAGAAAAAAUCAACCUCGCAAGGACAUCUGCUGCUUAAGGAAACUUAUUCUCACCCAGUGCCUCUGCCAGAGAGAGAGAGAGAUCAGUUGACCUCCUUAUGGCAGUCGUGGAGGCCCAGGGCUCACCCAGUCUUUUCUUUGUGGUCCAGAGUCAUGGAGUUGUAGAAUUCUUAACUGCCAGAAAUGUUUCCAAGCCCAGGCCCAAGCAUUCAAUCUGAAAGAGAGAUCAUCAACGCUGCCAGGGGCCCUGGCACCUUUCCUGUUUCCCUUUUAGCUCUCUUUUAACCAAGACAUUGACUCCCCGAUCGGCUGACAACUAGCCCACAAGGAUGCAUAAGGCAUUCACAGGUUGGGAGAUUUAAAUCCUCUCUUCCUGCACCCAGAAGAAGUGCCUUUCUGGACCAGUGGAAGUUCUGAUGCGGCGGCUCUUUCCCAUCCAAGGCAGUGCCUCCUUCUGCUGGGUAAUCUCUUCUCCCGAUCUCCUUGAGGUUGUGCCUGAGAGAUGGAUGGACUAGGUUACCCACAAAGCCGGCUGCUUCAUCCUCAGGGCCUUCCCUCUGCCCCAACAGGAGGCCCCCCUGGAGACGAGUCUUGUGCCUUUCAGGCCAGGUGUUGGAGGACGUUCUUUUGUUCUCUUAAUUAGAAGCCUUGGCCUACUUUUUCCAACAGACACACAAACAAUAAGCUUUCUGUUGAAAUGGCUUCCUUCCUCAACUGUGCUGUCAAGAUAACCCGACUCUGUGGAAUUGUGCAGCUCCCCUUUUCAUAGGAAUGAGCAUCCUCUCCCAGAAUGACACAUCAUUUAACUGGGGAGAACAUACUUCUACUUGCUUUUGUGUUGAUCUUCAAAGUCUGAUUAGCCAGCCAGGUACUCUCUGGCUGGCAUGAAAACCCAGAAUUCAGCUCUCCUAUUCCCCUCUUUCAUUAAUUUACUGAGUAUGCUUCAUACCAAAAUGAUUUCAAUUGGCAGUAAGGCAUAAAAUUGCAAAUUGAACUAUUUGGUGCAAGGAGAGAAAGUGGCCGCUAUCUUUUGUAUCUACAGCAGUUGCCUCUCCUGCUGUAGAGGAGGCUAUUCUAGGAAUGGCUUCCAACAGCAGAUUUGCUAGUUUUCCCAAGAAUUCACCCACUCUAAAGGUUUUCACAGAAUAUGUUUUAGAAACACUAAAAGCAUCCUUGAUAGAGUAGGUGUCCAGAUCCUGUUUGUAUAGCCCGUGUCCAAGUAUUCCUUCCCCAUUCUUGCAUUGAACUGUUUCACGACUGCCUCACAUUUUGAUUUCAGUAAGGUACCUCUUCCAUUUAACAGCUUUCCCCACACCUCAUUUGUAGGUCCAUUGUAGCAACAGCAGCAUGCUGAAGAAUAUACUUCCUGUAACUGAUGGGGAACCAGGUGGGCCCUCCAGAUGUUGGACUACAGCUCCCAUCAUUCCUGGCCAUUGGUAAUAGUAGCUGGUGGCUGAUGAUCGUUGAAGUCCAAUAUAUGGACCCCCAUCCCUCUCCUAUCCGACUGAAAGUCUCCCGAGUAAACAGUGUGGCCGCUUGUGUAUUGGCAUUCUAUAGGUUCCGUUGAAGCUCUUGCAUUGCCCCUCCAUAGCCCAUUCUUCCCUGUCCCCUUUCACAUACCUGGCUGGGGGCAAGAGCAAUCACAUGGCCUAAGGAAGCUUUCCCCCAGUCUCUGGCGCCUUCCUGACAUUGCCAGACUCCCAGCUUCCAUCAUACCUUACUGUGGACGAUAGCAGUUGGGAGUCCUAACAACAUUGGAGGGCACCAGGCUGUGGAAAGUUGAUCCCCCACCAUCACCACCAAAGGCCAACGUAUACAGGUUUUGCCCAACCUGGGAACCUAGUCUUACACUCCAGGAUUUUCCUUAGCUGGCUAGAUGUGACUUUCUCCAACUAAAGUAGAGACUAAAGGUAAUUCCAUCUCCAGCCCUUUGUGGGCUCUGAUAGGCAAGCACUUAAUAUAAACACACCACCCAAGAAAGUCCAUGUCACAUAAUUGCCUCUCAUGGGUGCAGUGAAAACUGGAGUGUCCUCUUGGCUGCUUUGCUCAGGAGGUUCAGGAACAGUUCAGGAGGCAGCUGGGGAGACGUAAAGCAUGAUCACACAUGGUAAACGUCCUUGCAGGAGAAAGGUUUUGCGCCAUUCUCACUGUAAAGGUGGGUGGGUAUCUAAAUUAUUACAAAUUAAAUUGCUAAAUUAUUUCUUUAUACCUACCUGAUGUUUCUCUCCCCACUCCCCAACCUGCAAGAAAACAGAAGGUCCUGAUUGCAGUUGCUUGAAACAGUAUUUGACUACUGAAGUGCAUUUGUGUGGAUGGCUAGCUUUCUCUCCACCUCCCUCCACUGGGGAACUAUAUUGUGCCAUGGUAAGAGAGGGCCAGGGGUUGCCAGGCAGCAAUCUGUGCUUGCUCUUUGGUUUUUCCUCAUAUAAUAACCAUGCUUUAAAUACAGUUUAUGUUGCUGGCCAAUAAAGCUAAUAUUGUCUGUA
This is a messenger RNA of Podarcis muralis (Common wall lizard), 3484 nucleotides long. RefSeq names its product CD151 molecule (Raph blood group) (gene CD151). Gene Ontology annotation, cellular component: plasma membrane. Gene Ontology annotation, biological process: cell migration. The record is from RefSeq and is a predicted model, not a curated record. NCBI's taxonomy places the organism in Eukaryota, Metazoa, Chordata, Lepidosauria, Squamata, Lacertidae.